Molecule: messenger RNA, 5406 nt
Organism: Anarrhichthys ocellatus (wolf-eel)
Lineage: Eukaryota; Metazoa; Chordata; Actinopteri; Perciformes; Anarhichadidae
Gene: mtmr6
Product: myotubularin related protein 6
Exons: 15
Coding region: 192-2228 (678 amino acids)
Biological process (GO): phosphatidylinositol dephosphorylation
Cellular component (GO): cytoplasm; nuclear envelope
Molecular function (GO): phosphatidylinositol-3,5-bisphosphate phosphatase activity; phosphatidylinositol-3-phosphate phosphatase activity
Source: RefSeq, a predicted model, not a curated record
GUUAUUGCCAGGAUAUUUACGCGGAUGGAGGAGUAGAAAUAAUUGACAAUAAACACACAUCGUAUGCCUCCGACAAAAGUGCCGGCAAUUUGUGCAGCAAAUUGAGCCAACGCGUUAUCAAUGAUAACUUCAUCUCCGUACGUCGUCGUGUGAAGCUCUGCGGUCGCUGACGGCUGUUCCGACUCGGUGAAAUGGAGCACAUCCGAACGCCAAAGGUGGAGCAGGUGCGACUGUUGGAUCGCUUCAGCAACAAAUUCACCAAUGGCACGCUGUACCUCACAGCAACACAUCUCAUCUUUGUGGAGAGCAGCUCAAACAACUCCACGUCUGCCGCUCAGGAGAUCUGGAUUUUGCACCACCAUAUAGCGUCUGUGGAGAAGCUCUCCCUGACCGCCACAGGCUGUCCUCUGGUCAUCCAGUGUCGCAACUUCAGGCUGGUUCAUUUCGUGGUGCAGAGGGAGAGAGAUUGCCACGACAUUUACAGCUCGCUGCUGCGUCUCCUUCGGCCUGUAUCGUACGAGGAGCUCUACGCGUUCUCCUACAACCCCAAACAGAACGACCAACAGAGAGAGGAAGGGUGGCAAAUCAUUGACCUCGGGGCGGAGUUUGAGAGGAUGGGCGUCCCCUGCGACCAAUGGCAGCUCACGAACGUCAACAGAGACUACAAGGUGUGUGAGACAUAUCCGCGGGACCUGUAUGUUCCCAUCACAGCCAGUAAGCCCAUCAUUGUGGGGAGUUCCAAGUUCAGAAGCAAAGGACGCUUUCCUGUACUCACAUACUUUUACCAAGAAAAGAAGGCGGCAGUGUGUCGAUGCAGUCAGCCUCUCUCUGGGUUCAGCGCGCGGUGCUUAGAGGAUGAGAGCAUGCUGCAGGCCAUCAGCAAGGCCAAUCACAACAGCCGAUUCGUCUACGUCAUGGAUACCAGGCCAAAGUUGAAUGCGCUCGCUAAUCGAGCAGCGGGUAAAGGCUACGAGAACGAGGAUAACUACUCCAACAUCCGCUUCCAGUUCGUUGGCAUUGAGAACAUCCACGUAAUGAGGACCAGCCUGCAGAAAUUGCUCGAAGUGAUUGGGACUCGGUCUCUUUCCAUGAGCGACCACCUGGUUGGCCUGGAGAGUUGCGGCUGGCUGCGGCACAUCAAGGCUGUCAUAGAUGCAGCUAUCUUUCUCAGCAAGGCGGUGACAGUGGAAGGAGCCAGUGUGUUAGUUCAUUGUUCAGACGGAUGGGACAGAACAUCCCAGGUCUGCUCACUGGGGGCGCUGCUCAUGGACCCUUACUACCGCACUGUCAAGGGCUUCAUGGUACUGAUAGAGAAAGACUGGAUCUCCUUUGGCCACAAGUAUGCCGACAGGUGUGACCAGUUGGACGGGGAUCCAAAGGAGGUGUCCCCCAUCUUCACUCAGUUCCUGGAGUGUGUCUGGCAGCUGACGGAGCAGUUCCCGCAGGCAUUUGAGUUCAGCGAGUGGUUCCUGCUGCAGAUUCAUGAGCAUGUCCACUCCUGUCAAUAUGGGAACUUCCUUGGCAACAAUCAGAGACAGAGAGAGGACUUGCGGCUGAGAGAGCGGACCCACUCACUGUGGGCAUUUCUAAUGAGUGAAAAACAGAACUACCUGAAUCCGUUCUACAGCACUGCGUACUCUGAAACACACCCCGUGCUGGAGCCUUCCACUCUGCCCUACCAUUUCAAGUUCUGGAGGAACAUGUACCACCAGUUUGAUCGGUCUAUGCACCCACGUCAGUCUAUCCUCAAAACCGUUCUAACUCUGAGGGAGAACAGCCGCAAGGCAGAGAGCACAUUUCAAGCACUGGAGAAUCGGCUCCACCAGCUCGGUGUCACCCCCAUUGUGACCUCUGACCCUCCUCCGCCCACCAGAGAUCAGCGCUCAAACUCCAACAGCAUCCCGCCGCGUCCCGAUUCCCUCAUUCUCGGGGCACCCAUAAACCACAAAGAGGUGCAGCGACAGGAGGAGGAGGACCAGCAGCAGCAGCAGCAGCAGCAGCAGCAGCAGCAGGAGGAGGAGGAGGAGGAGGAGGAGGAGGAGGAGGAGGAGUUGGGCGAGGAGGCCACAGAGAGCACUGACACGGAGCGGACAGUGGAGGGCAGCAGCGGCACCGAGAGCAGGAAGCAGAGCUACGGAGAGCUGGAAGGGACAUACAACAGCGAGUCGGCAAAAGAGGAACCGGCGGUUGUCAGCCUGGAGUUUGGAGUGGCACGCAUGACCUGCUGAGACCAAACAGGGGGAUUGUGGGAUGCUGAGGGAAAUGCGCGGCUUACUGAAAGUGUGUGUGUGUGGCAAGGGGAAGCUGUCGUUCUGUAUGUGAUAACCUGCUGAUUGCGCAAUGGUCCUGAAUGGGCAGAAUGAAUGAAGUUGUAUGUGUGUAUAGUCUAAAUCUCAAUGGAAAGCGUCAUUAUUAUGUCAUAUACUGCACCUAUAGGGGGAAAAAAAAGAAAAGAAAAAAGCUUGUUUUUUUUUUAUGAAUGUUAAAAAGCACUAUAGAGAACUAAUGAAUAGAAUAAGAGAAUAAAUUCAUCCAAAAAAUAGUGACUCUUCUAGUUUGUUCAGCAUUUUAUAUAAUCCUAAGCAUAUGACCUCGAUAUUCUCAACAAAUACUCGUAUUUAUCCGCAUGAAAACCCACAGAAAAUCACUUUUUUUGGCACCAGUAAUAUUUCAUCUGGUCCAAAGGCUUGAAACCAGCCUAAUCUGAAUGUUGUUUGUGACCUGAGCUGAUUUUGCAUCAAUGUGACUGAUUGAAAAAAAUAAAACAUCAAAUUCUACAUCAGCAAAGAUAAUCUGGCACUGGAAACUAUGCUGAGCCAAAAUUUGGCCUCAAUUCUAACUGACUAAACGCAGUUUUUAUAUAAGUAGUCACUGGUCCUUUAACUAUUACUGUCACAAUGGACAAAUGAACUGUGACGAUCAGACCCUGAAGAGGUUCAGCUGUCUUCCUCAUUGAUCAUUUAACCCUAUUUUACAUCUCGCAUUGAUUAGAUAAUCCGACUUACUAAAGUGCAUUGAUCCCAAAAUCCUAUUGGUCAUUUGUCGUUAUCAUUUUUAUACACCCUUAUUUUAACAAGGUUAACUGCCCUCGGGAUGUGGAUUGUUAAUUUAGGUCUGAAUUUCAUAUUUAUAUUCAAGCCAGAGUGUGUGUGUUGGCUCCGCUUUUAUUAAAGACCAUAAUAAAUUCAUUCCAGACCGAGGUUGUAACUUUGCUUCAUAUCGGAGCUCAGGAAGGAUUUGAUCUUUAUUGGAUUGAAUUUCCUGUACAGGCAAACAUCUUCCUCUAUCAGAUUGCUGCAGAAGGACUGUGUGUGUGUGUGUGUGUUUGUAGGUGUGUGUGUGUGUGUGUAUCUGCAAAUUCAUGAUAAUCUACAUUAAUUUGAUUUGUGUCGUGCAUGGCACUCAAGGGAACAAAGCUAACUUCACAACAACAGAGCACCUUAUGUGCUUCUACAUACUUUAUGGAAUUUGUGCUGGCAGCACUGGCAGUGAACUAGUUCCUUCUGAAGCGCCACUCUCUUUAUCGUCCUAGGAAUAAAUAGAGUUUUGUGCUCACACAGCAAUCAGACAAAGUGGCCACUGGCCUCAGAUGAACCAAUGUCUAUGAGCAGCUACAACAACUUGCAAUAAAGAUGGACUGGCAGUGUGAUGUGUCAGCUUAAUCCAAAGCUCCUUUCUCUUUACAAUCAGAGGAAAAAGGACACAAUAAGUGACGCACAGAGUAAACACACAUUUAGAAGAAUGAAGAAUAGGGUUUUUAGCCACCUUAAAUUCACUUUUCAUUCAUAUUUUAACUCUCUUGUUCUCGCAAAGGUUUCUCUAACUUCAAAUUUUUAUAAUAACGGUAACGUACAGUUAAAUGUUCAUCCCUCACAUGUGAAUUAACAGUCAAUGCUGUCAAUUAACCAUAACAGCAGACUACUGUAAUUUAUCAGCAUAAUACAGUAUUGUGGUGGAAAUAUGCUUCUCUAUACAAGUUCAGUGAAUCACAAUCCAUAUACAUUGUACUGUCGAUUGUAGGUUAAUGUGUCUGUAAUGACGAUAGAAUAUUUUGUAUUAGUCAAACUGUUCAUUGCCUAAAAGUCAUUUUUGAGUCUCAAGACGUGACCGACUGCUCGUGAACGUGACUUUGGAGCACAGCUUCAGUUCAUCCUUCUGAGCAGCCAUGUGGAGAUCAGUCGAGGAGCCGAGGUCAAGUUACGCUUAUAAGCCGAAAUUCAAAGUCUCCAGUAUUGUUUUGUCUUCAUGAUUAUUGAACUGUUAACAUCUUAGAUAAUGUUUUACUUGGUCUGUUUUGUUACAUUAGGUUGAUAGCUAGCUCGAGCUCAAUUAGCCUUAGAAAAGUUAGCUAGAUAACAGCAUAGCAAGUUAAGUUAGCAUAAAUAAAGUUAAUCACCAAUUACAGUGUAACGUUAGUAACCUAACUUGUGUUUACUUGUGCUCUUAUUGAACCGACUAGGACCGCAAACAGGACGAUUAUCAAAAUGGAGGGGACCAGAAAUGGCUGACGUGUGUUCAAGACGAUGAACAGUUGAGGUAACGCUAACAGUAACAUUACCUGUGUGUUAUCUCAGGAGCAACAUUAAAACUAGAUCAAACUCAUUUUAGUGUUGAACGUUAGUCCAUUGUGGUCCAUUGUCUUAGCUUCAUUUCGUCACCUAACGUAAUCGGCUCAUCGUAUAGGCAAGUCUGUUAAUUUAAACUGUAUGGUAUUGUUGUAUUAGCUUUUUGCAAAGACUUGCACUGAUAUGUGAACAUGUGUGAGGCACAUGCGAACCCACAGUUGCACACCCAAAGCUUAUUUUAAGUGUGUUUAUCCUGGAUGUCAUAGAACUUUCCAAAAGUUCAGAACAUUGUGUUUCUAAAGUUUUUAUUUUGUUUGUUUUACAGUCACUCGUCAUCAGAGAUUGAGGAUACCAGCCAGACACUGCAGUCAAGUCCUCUUUUAAGGUGUUCUCUCUUUAUUGUUUUCAUUCAUGUGUGAGUUCAUGCAGUUCAAAUUAACUAUAAAUGUGUAUAAGACUUGUUUACAAGCUAGACUGUGAUGCAGUUCUAUUACACUGUUCUUGAUACUAUUUUAAUUCAGCGUUUCACUCUUAAUGCUAUUUUAAUUCAGUGUCUGAGGGAGUGACACUGAGAUCAAAAAGUGUCUGAUGGUAUGUCACUGUUGUUCCCCGGUAGAUACCUAUACCUGGAUUGGUAUGUCACUGUUGUUCAUCGGUAGAUACCUAUACCUGGAUUGGUAUGUCACUGUUGUUCAUCGGUAGAUACCUAUCCCUUGAUUGGUAUGUCACUUAUUCAUCGGUAGAUACCUAUCCCUGGAUUGGUAUGCCACUGUUGUUCAUCGGUAGCGACCUAUCCCUGGAUUGGUAUGCUACUGUUGUUCAGCGGUACCUAUCCCUGGAG